Lolium rigidum is the source of this 2076-nucleotide messenger RNA. RefSeq names its product terminal nucleotidyltransferase 4B-like. Gene Ontology annotation, cellular component: nucleolus; TRAMP complex. The coding region runs from base 1 to 1845 and encodes 614 amino acids. NCBI's taxonomy places the organism in Eukaryota, Viridiplantae, Streptophyta, Magnoliopsida, Poales, Poaceae. The record is from RefSeq and is a predicted model, not a curated record. Gene Ontology annotation, molecular function: mRNA binding; poly(A) RNA polymerase activity. The transcript has 13 exons. Gene Ontology annotation, biological process: RNA 3'-end processing.
AUGCCUCGCAAAGCGAAAGCCGCGGAGCCUACCCGGCGGUCCAAGGGCAAAAAAGAUCAUCCGCCUCACGCGCCGACCCAAGCGGCCGCCGCCGCCGCCACCGAAGCCGCCGCCGUCAUGGAGGCCGCCGAGGCCUGCGUCUACGACACCCUCCCAGGCCUAACCCUAGACUUCACUCCGGAGGAGGCCCUCGACGCGGCGGAGCCCCAGCCGUCCUCCUACCCCGCCGCCGCCGCCGCGGAGGACGCGACCGCGACCUAUGCCGUCUUCCGCAAUGAGAUUACUGCGGCUGGGGACGCCCUCGUUGACAUACCCGCCACCGAUUUCUUCUCCCUAGACGUCUCCGCGGCUGGUAAGGCCGUUCCGGCCUCCCCGUCGUCGUCGGCGGCACGGCCUGCCGGGGCGGCGACGCCCUCGAGCUCCCUCGCUAAGGCGGAGCAGCCGGCGCAGGGGUCGGAGCGCGCGUGGUUCCGAGGAGGCAGGCGGUUCAGAAGCCCCAUGUUGCAGCUACACAAAGAGAUUCUUGACUUCUGUGAUUUUAUCUCACCUUCCGCUGAAGAGGAAUCUUCACGGACAGCUGCUGUGCAAGCUGUCUCUGAUGUUGUCAAGCAUAUAUGGCCUCAUUGCAAGGUUGAAGUCUUCGGAUCUUUCAGAACAGGGCUUUAUCUACCAACAAGUGAUAUUGAUGUUGUAAUAUUUGAGUCCAGGGUCAAGACUCCUCAAGUUGGCCUAUACGCUCUUGCAAAAGCAUUGACUCAAAAAGGUGUUGCCAAGAAGAUACAGGUGAUAGCAAAGGCCCGUGUGCCAAUUGUGAAAUUUGUGGAAAGAAUUAGUGAAAUACCUUUUGAUAUCAGCUUUGAUAUUGAUGGUGGACCACAGGCAGCGGAUUUUAUCAAGGAUGCCAUCAAGAAGAUGCCUGCUUUAAGACCUUUGUCUAUGAUUCUGAAGGUUUUCCUUCAUCAAAGAGAACUCAAUGAGGUCUAUACCGGUGGGGUUGGGUCAUAUGCUCUUCUCACAAUGCUGAUCACACAUUUACAGUUGAUCUGGGGAGUGAAAGAUAUGCUGGGCUAUCGACAAUCCAAGGAGCACAAUUUGGGAAUUCUUUUGAUCAAGUUUUUUGACUUCUAUGGGCGCAAGUUAAACAAUUGGGAUGUUGGAAUAUCCUGCAACUCUGCAAGAACCUUUUUCUUGAAGAGUGAUAAUGACUUUGUGAAUCUUGACCGGCCACAUCUUAUAGCCAUUCAAGAUCCCAUGGUACCAGAUAAUGAUAUCGGGAAGAAUUCAUUCAACUACUUCAAGGUGAAAUCAGCAUUUUCAAAGGCUUACUCAGUGCUGACUGAUGCCAAGUUGAUUACGAGCUUGGGACCAAACAGGAGCAUUCUGGGUGCCAUUGUCAGACCGGAUUCAGUGUUGCUGGACCGUAAAGGCUGGAACACUGAUGGUGCAUUAGCUGACAUGCUAGCAGAACCCUGGGAACCAUUGGCCCAACGGUUUGACAGCGAGAAUGAUGCAAUGUACAAUUGGCAUGCAUUAGAUGAUGAUGAACCACUGCCCAGAAAUACUCAACCUGCUUCUGAGGACACUAGUUCAUCACCAUUGAAGAAACGGAAGUCAUCCAAGUCAAAUAAGAAAUCUAGAAAGAAGGCAAAGGCUGAUGAUGUCUCAAGCAGUGAUGAUGCAGAAGAUGGGUCCAGAAAUCGAAGAGAGCGCAGUCGUGGCAAAGAGUCGAGACAAAGUGAGAAAACACAUCGCAGUGCAGGAAGCAGUAGACGAAGAAAAGGGCCACGAGAGUAUGACAGAUUUACAAAUACACUCCCACAGCACACACACAUAAGUAGGUGGUGAGUUGUGUGCUGCCACUGACAUCUGCGAUAUGUUUUCGGGUGCGACAAAAUUUGACUGCUGGAAGAGCUGUAUGUGAUCAAAUGGUGGCAGGCUGGCAAACAUUUAAGUUAGUAGCAGCACUCGGAUGCUCCAAUGUAUCAUUUGUUUGUUUUAUUUGUCUAUCUAGUCCUGUUUGUAAUGCUGAUCAAACAGAAAAUUCAGUUUUAUUCUUGAAUCACUAGUGGGCUCGCA